AUGGACAAUGAACAUCGUAGAUGGAUGUAUGAUAGGGUGUUACCUAAUCGACGGGGGUUGAGGGAUGAAUUUAAGCAAGGCGUUGAGGGGUUUAUUAAUCAGGCAAAUUUAUUUUGUCAAAAGGAUGGGACAAUUAGGUGUCCUUGUGCAGAUUGCAAUUGUAUAAAGUGGUUAAAACCUGAGGAUGUUAGGGCUGAUCUUUGUAGUAAGGGUUUUAUGGACGACUAUUAUGUUUGGACUAGUCAUGGAGAAAUUGAGGGUAGUGCCAGUAAUAUUUGCAAUCAUAAUUUUGUUGCUGGUGAAAGUAGUGAAGAUCCUAGAUUGCAUGAAAUGGUUAUGGAUGCUCUUGGGAUGUACAAUGAGGGUAACAACCAACAACCUGUUGAUCAACCUCCCAAUGAAGAGGCACAACGUUUUUAUGCACAAUUAGAGUCUGCUAGUCGUCCAUUUUGCGAAUGCAUGUCACACUCUGCAUUGUCUGUUGCCGUUAGAUUGCUAAGUAUUAAAUCGGAUGCGAAUAUUUCUAUAGCGGGCAUGAACGCUAUGAUUGAGCUUAUGAAAGAACUUAAUCCGAACUUAGACAUACCCGAUGAUUACUAUAAAGCAAAAAAAUUGGUUUCCAAAUUAGGUCUCUCGUCUAUGAAAAUUGAUUGUUGUGAAAAAGGUUGCAUGUUGUAUUAUAGGGAUAAUGCAGAUUUAGAGAAUUGCAAAGUUUGUGGAAUAUCUCGUUUUAAACAGCUUGCCAGCGAUGGAGAAGCAUGGAAGCAUUUCGAUAGAACGUUUUCGGAUUUUGCUAAUGAACCAAGGAAUAUUCGAUUGGGUUUGUGUGCUGAUGGAUUCACACCAUUUUCUGUCUCAGUUGCACCAUAUUCAUGUUGGCCAGUCUUUGUCACACCGUAUAAUCUUCCACCUGAGAUGUGUAUGACAAGUCCAUAUUUGUUCCUAACUUGCAUUGUUCCGGGUCCACGUAAUCCAAAAAGUUUGAUUGAUGUAUAUUUGCAGCCUUUGAUUUACGAGUUACAGACUUUGUGGCACGAAGGUGUUUUAACAUACGACAUAUCAACCAAACAAAACUUCAACAUGCGUGUUGCUCUUAUGUGGACUAUUAAUGAUUUCCCUGCCUAUGGAAUGUUGUCAGGGUGGAUGACUGCUGGCAAAUUAGCUUGUCCUUGUUGUAUGGAAAACACUAAAUCAUUCACUUUAAAACACGAGGGCAAGAAUUCAUGGUUUGAUUGUCACCGUCAGUUCUUACCAAUGGAUCAUGAGUUUAGGAGUAUGAGAAAUGCAUUCAGGAAGAAUAAAACUGAACAUGACUUACCACCGCCAACAUUGUCAGGGGAGCAAAUUUGGGAGAGGGUUAGGGACUUGCCUAAGGUGACAGAAACUCCACCUUCUAGAUUAAAUGGAUAUGGGGUUGAGCAUAAUUGGACGAAACAGAGCAUAUUCUGGGAGUUACCUUAUUGGAAGCAUAAUCUUCUCCGACAUAAUCUUGAUGUCAUGCAUAUUGAAAAGAAUUAUUUUGAUAAUCUGUUUAAUACAGUGAUGGAUGUUAGGGACAAGACAAAAGAUAACAUAAAGGCUAGGAAGGACUUAAUGGAAUAUUGUAGGCGACCAGAAUUGCACCUACAACAAUCAAAAAACAAAAAUAAGAUCGCCAAGCCAAAGGCUAGUUAUACAUUCACUUUGGAGGAUAAAUGA
Lycium barbarum (goji berry) is the source of this 1698-nucleotide messenger RNA. RefSeq lists its product as uncharacterized. Lineage: Eukaryota; Viridiplantae; Streptophyta; Magnoliopsida; Solanales; Solanaceae. The transcript is spliced from 2 exons. The record is from RefSeq and is a predicted model, not a curated record. Bases 1 to 1698 code for a protein of 565 amino acids.